Messenger RNA from Phaedon cochleariae (mustard beetle), 1264 nucleotides. The record is from the annotation of a GenBank genome assembly. Lineage: Eukaryota; Metazoa; Arthropoda; Insecta; Coleoptera; Chrysomelidae.
CCUCACCUCAAUCCCUCAUUCCAAAAUAAAAACAACUCAUGUUUAUUUUUAUAUUUUAAUAUAUUAUUAGAAAUGGAAAUAAUAUAGAAUUUUUUUCAAUGAAUCAUUUGAGAUGAUGGAUACCUUCACAACUAAAGUGAGAAUCACGAAAGUUCAGUGAAUGCUUUAAUUAUGUUCAGUACUUCCAAGUUAGGUUAUAUAUUGGUCAUAAUAAUUUUCAUGGGCUCAGUUGCAAUAUUAUAUCAAAUCCAAUUAACAAGACUGCAUGAUAAACUCAUAAUCUUGGAACAUCAUCAAGAGAAAUUCCAAUCAAAAGAGAAACAGAUACUCAAAAAACCCACCCUAACUGAUGACGACCAACUCAUUUUAUACAAUCGUGUACCAAAGACUGGAUCAACAAGCUUUGUAGGAGUAGCUUAUGAUUUGUGCAAGAAGAACAAGUUUCAUGUUCUUCAUGUGAACAUUACAGCAAACAGCCAUGUGGUCACCCUGGAGAACCAAGUCAAGUUUGCUACUAAUGUAUCAAACUGGGAGAGCAUGAAACCAGCUCUUUACCAUGGCCAUUUUGCAUUCCUUGAUUUUUCCAAGUUUGGUAUGCCAAAACCUCUGUUUAUCAAUCUAAUAAGGAAGCCUCUGGAGAGGUUUGUGUCUUACUACUAUUUUGUAAGAUAUGGGGAUAAUUUUAGACCAUAUCUGGUACGAAAGAAACAUGGAAAUACUGUGACAUUUGAUGAAUGUGUUGAGAAACAACUAUCAGAUUGUGAUCCCAACAAUAUGUGGCUGCAAAUACCCUUUUUUUGUGGGCACUCAGCUAAUUGUUGGAAACCAGGCAACAAAUGGGCUCUGAACGAAGCCAAGAAAAACCUAGCCAACAACUAUUUCCUAGUAGGAAUCACCGAGGAACUCCAAGACUUCAUUCAAGUACUGGAACUGUCUCUCCCUAAGUUUUUCAAAGGCGCCUCAGACCACUAUCUGAGCAGCAACAAAUCCCACUUGCGCAGGACCGUUCAGAAGGAUUUGCCGACAGAAGAGACCGUGGACAAGAUAAAGGCCAGCCCGGUGUGGCAGAUGGAAAAUGAGCUUUAUGAGUUUGCAGUGGAACAGUUCCACUUCACCAGGAAGUCUUUGUUGAGGAACAAGGAGCAACAAGUUAUGUACGAGAAGAUUAGGCCGAAGAUGUGAACGCGGUCGUUUUAUUGUAUUUUUUGUGAUAUAUGAGAUAUUUUAUAUACUUACUGAGGAUUAUUUAUUGACUCUUGUCUUU